This is a messenger RNA of Drosophila elegans, 412 nucleotides long. RefSeq lists its product as uncharacterized. Lineage: Eukaryota; Metazoa; Arthropoda; Insecta; Diptera; Drosophilidae. The transcript has 2 exons. The coding region runs from base 98 to 349 and encodes 83 amino acids. The record is from RefSeq and is a predicted model, not a curated record.
UAACUGAUGCGUUGCUCAAUCAUCAACAGUCGUCCGACUAGCACCCAAGUGACAAUAUCUUAAAGUUUAAGAUUCUCAUCCAAAACAAUAUACCAAGAUGUUUCGCAUUAUCGCUGUGAUUUUUGCCCUAUUCGCGGUGGCUUUUGCUGCUCCUGGCUACAUUGAACCCUCUUAUGGAGUGGUUCCUGUGGCUCAUGUGGUUCCCGUGGUGAAGCAUAUUCCGGUGGUGAAGCAGGUUCCGGUGGUGCACCAUGUUCCUGUCGUGAAGCAUGUCCCAGUGGUUCAGCAUGUCCCAGUUCUGAAGUCCUACGCUGUUCCCACCUACGGACACCACAUCUACCACGGUUAGAUCUGGAAAAAAAACGAGUAAUGACAUGGCAUAAAUAAACUACAAACUAAAUGAUACAAAAUA